Messenger RNA from Chionomys nivalis (European snow vole), 1434 nucleotides. It is a transcript of the gene Ido1, whose product is annotated as indoleamine 2,3-dioxygenase 1. The coding region runs from base 1 to 1203 and encodes 400 amino acids. The record is from RefSeq and is a predicted model, not a curated record. Gene Ontology annotation, cellular component: cytoplasm. The transcript is spliced from 10 exons. Gene Ontology annotation, molecular function: L-tryptophan 2,3-dioxygenase activity; indoleamine 2,3-dioxygenase activity; heme binding. Lineage: Eukaryota; Metazoa; Chordata; Mammalia; Rodentia; Cricetidae. Gene Ontology annotation, biological process: 'de novo' NAD+ biosynthetic process from L-tryptophan.
AUGGCACACAGUGAAACAUCUCCUAUGGAAGGUUCUAAGAGGAUCCUUGAAGAAUACCACAUAAACGAAGUUGUGGGCUUUGCUCUGCCACAUCCACUGGAGGAACUGCCACCUGCGUUCGAUGGCUGGAUUCGCAUUGCUAGAAGUCUUCCUAAACUGAUCGAGAAUGGGCAACUUAGAGAAGAAGUUGAGAAGCUCCCAACACUCAGCGUUGACGAGCUGAAAGGGCACAGGUUGCAGCGCCUGGCACAUUUGGCUCUGGGGUACAUCACCAUGGCAUAUGUGUGGAACCGAGGAGAUGGUGAUAUUCGAAAGGUGCUGCCCAGGAAUAUCGCUGUUCCCUACUGCCAACUCUCAGACAAGCUGGGGCUGCCUCCGAUUCUGUCCUAUGCAGACUGCGUCCUGGCAAAUUGGAAGAAGAAGGACCCCAAUGGGCCCAUGACAUACGAGAACAUGGACAUUCUGUUCUCCUUUCCUGGUGGAGACUGUGGCAAGGGCUUCUUCCUCGUCUCUCUGUUGGUGGAAAUCGCGGCUUCUUCUGCCAUCCAAGCAGUCCCCACUGUAUGCAGUGCAGUACAGCAUCAAGACCAGAAAGCACUGGAAAAGGCAUUUGGAGAUAUAGCUAAGAGUCUGGAUGACGCCAAGACAUAUUUCCAGAGGAUGCGCGAUUUUGUGGAUCCAAACCAGUUUUUCAAUGUUCUGCGCAUAUAUUUGUCUGGCUGGAAAAACAACCCCAAGCUGCCAGAGGGUCUGCUGUAUGAGGGGGUCUGGGACACCCCAAAAAUGUAUUCAGGGGGCAGCGCAGGCCAGAGCAGCAUCUUUCAGUGCCUCGACAUCCUUCUGGGAAUAAAGCAUGAAGAAGGAUCUCCCGCAGAAUUCCUCCAGGAGAUGAGAGAGUACAUGCCUCCAGCCCACCGCAGCUUCCUUCGCUCCUUAGAGUCAGGUCCCUCAGUCCAUGACUUUGUCAAGUCAAGAGGCAAUGAAGACGUGCAGAAAGCAUAUAAUAAAUGUGUGAACGGCCUGCUCUCUCUGAGAACAUUCCACCUCGGUAUAGUAAAAACAUACAUUAUUGAUCCUUCGAAGAAGCAACAUGGAGGUGGCUCCAAGUCGGAGGAACCCUCAGAAAACAGAGGGACUGGGGGUACUGACCUCAUGAGUUUUCUGAAGAGUGUGAAGGACGCAACCAAGGAAGCCCUUCUCUGAACAGCGCUUAGUGUAGCAAGAUUGCAUUUGAUUAGUGCAUAGAGAUCUGCGUAUGCCCUGCCAUAGCUCAUUAGAUCAGUUCCAGUGAGGACGAGUACAGAAUGAUUUACCAAGAAGGCACUGUAGGGAUUUCAAAAUCAUCUCUACAUCUCCCUGUAGAAGAAUAGCAAAAGCGAAUUAUUUAAUAAUAUUUUAAAAUGAUCUAAGAAAUAUUACAAAUUAUAUUGUUGA